GUAAUAUACUGAGACGAAGAAGACUUAAACCGGAAGCAGGACACAAAGUCACUAAGCCAUAUUAUAUUGAAGACGAAGAAGACAAACCGGAAGCAGGACAAAAACACGCGCCAUAUAUUCAAGACUAAGACUUAAACCGGAAGUAGGACAAAAACACGCGCCAUAUUAUAUUGAAGACGAAGAAGACGUAAACCGGAAGCGGGACCAGGCUUCAUAAGAAGGUUAGCCAGGUGUGAAAAUGGCGAGCAGACGUGCGCUGAAGGCCGUCCUGGUGGACCUGAGUGGAACUCUGCACGUGGACGACACGGCGGUCCCCGGGGCGCAGGACGCCCUCCACAGGUUACGGCGGGCGUCGCUCGCCGUGAAGUUUGUGACCAACACCACGAAAGAGAGCAAGAGGAACCUGCUGGGAAGACUGCGAGGACUCAACUUUGACCUCCAGGAAAAUGAGAUCUUCACGUCUCUGAGUGCUGCCAGGAGUCUCCUGGAGAAGACCAGGCUCAGACCCUUGCUGCUGGUGGAGGACGGCGCCCUGGAGGACUUUGCAGGUAUCGACACCUCGGAACCAAACGCUGUUGUGGUCGGACUGGCUCCUGAGCACUUCAACUACCAGACUAUGAACACGGCCUUCAGACUAGUUCUGGGUGGCGCUCCUCUCAUCGCCAUCCAUAAGGCUCGUUACUACAAAAGGAAAGAUGGUUUGGCCCUGGGCCCCGGACCCUUCGUCACCGGACUGGAGUACGCCACGGACUGUCAGGCCACCGUAGUGGGCAAGCCUGAGAAGACUUUCUUCACACAGGCUCUUGCUGAUUUGGGAUGUAGCCCCGAUGAAGCCGUCAUGAUAGGAGAUGACGCCAGGGAUGAUGUGGGAGGAGCUCAGAGCACAGGAAUGUUGGGGAUUUUGGUCCGAACUGGUAAAUACCGACCAGGAGACGAGAAUAAAGUCAACCCUGCACCUCACCUCACGUGUGACACGUUCCCAGACGCUGUUGAUCAUAUCCUUCACAACUUACUCUAAUAGUGUUUUUCAACCUUUUUUGAGCCAAGGCACAUUUUUUGCCUUGAAAAAAUGCGGAAGCACACCACCGGCAGAAAACAUUCAAAUACCAAACUCAGUUGACAGUAAAAAGUCGUUGUUGGGUAUGACUUUAAAGCAUGCAUCACUAUAGCUCUUGUCUCAAAGUAGGUGUACUGUCACCACCUGUCACAUCACACCCUGACUUAUUUGGACUUUUUUGCUGUUUUCCUGUGUGUAGUGUUUUAGUUCUUGUCUUGCGCUCCUAUUUUGGUGGCUUUUUCUCUUAUUUUGGUAUUUUCCUGUUGCAGUUUCAUGUCUUCCUUUGAGCGAUAUUUCCCACAUCUACUUUGUUUUAGCAAUCAAGAAUAUUUCACUUGUUUUUAUUAGGGAUGGCCGAUAAAUGCUUUAAAAUGUAAUAUCGGAAAUUAUUGGUAUCGGUUUCAAAAUUAUCAGUAUCUGUUUCAAAAAGUAAAAUGUAUGUUUUUUGAAAAGGCCGCGGUGUACACGGCCGUAGGGAGAAGUACGGAGCGCCAAUAAACCUUAAAGGCACUGCCUUUGCGUGCCGGCCCAGUCACAUAAUAUCUACGGCUUUUCACACACACAAGUGAAUGUAAGGCAUACUUGGUCAACAGCCAUACAGGUCACACUGAGGGUUGCCGUAUAAACAAGUUUAACACUGUUACAAAUAUGCGCCACACUGUGAACCCACACCAAACAAGAAUGACAAACACAUCUCGGGAGAACACCCGCACCGUAACACAACAUAAACACAACACAACAAAUACCCAGAACCCCUUGCAGCACUAACUCUUCCGGGACGCUACAAUAUACACCCACCGCUACCCCCUCCCCACCUCAACCUCCUCAUGCAUCUCUCAGAGAGAGCGUGUCCCAAAUUCCAAGCUGCUGUUUUGAGGCAUGUUAAAAAAAAUAAUGCACUUUGUGACUUCAAUAAUAAA
Entelurus aequoreus (snake pipefish) is the source of this 1977-nucleotide messenger RNA. RefSeq names its product haloacid dehalogenase-like hydrolase domain containing 2 (gene hdhd2). Gene Ontology annotation, molecular function: phosphatase activity. The transcript is spliced from 9 exons. The record is from RefSeq and is a predicted model, not a curated record. NCBI's taxonomy places the organism in Eukaryota, Metazoa, Chordata, Actinopteri, Syngnathiformes, Syngnathidae. Bases 239 to 1018 code for a protein of 259 amino acids. Gene Ontology annotation, biological process: dephosphorylation.